GGAGGCGGCGUCAGGCCUCCCCCCGCCCUUCUACGGCCCCAGCCGGCGGCCUGGGCUCCUGAUCAGGCUCCGGGAAGGGGCCUGGCUCCGGUAAGGACCUUCCUCCUCUUCCUCCUCCUCCUCCUCCUCCCGCCGCCGGGCAAUGAGAAGCUGCUUCUGCUUGAAGCGGGGGAGCCGGGACCAGCAGCCGAAGACAACGACCACACCGCCUCCUGCUCCAUCUGCGCCCCGGGCAACAGAUCAGUCCGCCAUGCCUGAGGUCCGGGACCUUGCCGAUGCUUUGCCCGAAGUGCCCAUGGACCCCAUCACCGGAGUCGGGGUGGUCGCCUCCCGCAACCGAGCACCUACCAAUUACGACGUGGUUGCCCAAACGGCAGACGGUUUGGACGCCGACCUCUGGAAAGACGGCUUGUUCAAAUCCAAGGUGACGCGAUACCUGUGUUUCACCCGGAUCUUUUCCAAGGAGAACAGCCAUUUGGGGAACGUCUUGGUUGACAUGAAGCUCAUAGAUAUCAAAGACACCUUGCCGGUUGGCUUCAUUCCCAUCCAGGAGACUAUGGAUACACAAGAAACCGCUUUCCGAAAGAAGAGGCUCUGCAUCAAGUUCAUCCCGCGGGAUUCCACGGAGGCGGCCAUUUGCGAUAUCCGAAUCCUGGGCCGGGGCAAGCAAGCUCCUCCGCAGUACACUUUCAUCGGGGAACUCAACAGUAUGGGCAUCUGGUAUCGAAUGGGCAAAGUCCCCCGGAACCACGAAACAUCUCAACCGACAACGCCUUCGCCACAAGCUCCGGCCACGACGCCAGCUGCCAACCUUCCCAGGCACAUAUCUCUGACGCUCCCUGCCAGUUUUCGAGGGAAGGGGCAAGGCACGCGGCCGGACUUUGAGUACCAGCACUCCAACUUGUAUGCCAUAUCAGCCAUGGAAGGCGUGCCUUUUAUGAUCUCGGAGAAGUUCGCCUGUGCUUCCGAAGGGGUGAAGCCGGUCGAUCUCCUAGGGAUCACAAUUAAAUCCUUGGCAGAAAUCGAAAAGGAGUAUGACUACAGCUUCAGGACAGAGCAAAGCGCUGCCGCUCGCCUCCCACCGAGCCCAACCCGGUGCCAACAGCUCCCACAAUCCUGAGCUCCUUUGCCCGCUUGGGAGACGAAGCGCACACAUACUACUGAGAGGGGAAUUGAUUCUCCUCCCCAGCACGAAACCUUCUCCUCGGUCCCCCAGCCCUUGACUCAAACAGUGUUACUGGAUCUCCUACCAGCAAAAGGGACACAUUUUCCCUCCCCACCUCUAAUUCUGACAUUUUGUAAACAUAUAACUGGAUCGAUUUUUUUCUUGUGUUUUUUUUAUGUACCUGUGGUUGUUUUGGAGAUGUUGACCGGACUGUCCUUAUGCUUUGAUCCAUUGACUGCUUCUGGAAACACUUUCUCGUCCUACUUAAAUUAAUCUACACCAAGAUGGACCAAUUACGCAUCCAUCUCUUUUCAUCAGCUGCCUUGAGCUUCUCUGGAAUUGUUUCCUCACCGUAACUAAAUUCAUGUAGACUUCGAGGUAUGACCUGCCAAUCCACCAGAUAACUUGGCAUUCAAGAACUUCAUAUCAUGUGCCCGGAACUCUCUAUAUAUCUGUCUAGGUUGGUAUUUGAUCCGGAUCGAACCAAAAUAAACAAGACUGUCUUGGCCAUUCAAUUGACCAGCUCUGCCUUGGGAUGCCCACCGCUUGCCGUUGACUAGGAGAGGAAAAGAACAAACAUACAUUUUUGCCUUCUCUGCCAACAAAACCACACAAUCAACAGUUGUGAUACACCCAAGACCUUUCACGGUCGGUUUGGGCUCAUGACACUCGCCUUGGUCUGUGUACCCAAUUCCCCAUGCAGAGUAAUCAGAUCCAAAUCUCACCCUCUUGUUUCCAUGACCAUUUUUGGGGAGAUGCGACCCAGGAAUCGACCCAGAUGAUGACCUGGAAGCAGAGGAUACAUUUGGUGGUGCUUUUCUGCAAUCCAAACCGGCCCAACGACCAUAUACUAUAUCUCAAUGUCCUUUCCAAUCCCAGAAAUACUUGAACAUGGCGACCAAUCAGAAGAAAACAACAACAGCCCAAUGUACAUGGCUCUUGGGUCCUCCUCUCCACCCAAUUUGGUGACUUAUGACAAAACCAACCACCACACGUGCCUCCAGAAGCCUUCGUGAAACUCAUCUCCACAAGAUUGGUUCCGGUUCGAAGGUUCGCCAACAACGUCAAGCUUCAUGCUCCAGCAUGUUUUUGUGGUGGGUGCAUCUGAUGGUUCUUCUGAGCCCCAAACGCAUGCUUUUGUGACAUUCUGUUACUGACACCUGUGUUAUUUUUUUGCACCCUGAAAGCCUGUGCGAUCUCUUGUGCCAUUUCAACGGUGGAUGUGUUCUUUACAGCAAAAAGUGACAGCUAAGAGGGACAUUAUAUUCCUUUCUCCUCCAAAACCCACAUGCAGAGGUUCAACUGUGUCACCUGUAAAUACUGAUGGUUUCUAACUGUAUUAAAAGGCAACCACUGUCAUUAUUUUAAAAUACAAGAUAGCUGCUUUGGUGGAUUGUUUGGGGCUGCCAAGUUCAUCCAGGCCAGGUAUGGGCAAACCCAGGCCCAAACCUUAGGCUCUUUUCUCUGGCCCUCCUCUCUUCGUCCUUCCUUCCCUUUUGUCUUUCCAUCCUUCUCUCUCUCCUUUACCCUUUCUUUCCUUCCAUUCUUCUCUUCCUCCCUUUCUCCCUUCUCUUUUUCCUUCCUUCCCUUCCUUCCCUUCCACCCUUUCAUCCUUCCUUCCUUCCCUUUUUCUUUCUUUCCUUCCCUCUUUCCUCCCUCCUUCCCUCUUUCUCCUUCCAUCCUUCCCUUCCACCCCUUUGUCUUUUCUUCCUUCUCUCUAUCUUUCCUUCUUUCCUCCCUCUUUCUCCUUUCAUCCCUUCCACCUUUUAGUCCUUCCUUCCUUCUCUUUUUCCUCRCUCUCUCCCUUUCUUCUUCCUUCCCUUUUGUUUUGCCUUCCUUUACUCUUUUCUUUAUCCUUCCCUUCUUCCAUUCAGUCAUUCUCCUUAUCCCUUCCUUCCUUCUCUUUUUCCUUUUAUACUUCCCUUCCUUCCCUUCCACUCUUUCAUCCUUCGUUCUCUUUGUUUUUCCUUCCUUCCCUCUUUCCUCCCUCCUUCCCUCUUUCUUUUUCCAUCCUUCCCUUCUACCCUUUCACCCUUCCUUCUCUCUUUCCUCCCUCCUUCUCUCUCUCCCUCUUUCUCCUUCCAUCCUUCCUCCCUUCCUUUCCUCUUUCCUCCUUCCUUCCCUCUCUCCCCCUUUCUCCUUCCAUCCUUCCUUCCUUCAUUUCCRCUUUCCUCCCUCCUUCCUUCUCUCCCUCUUUGUCUUUUCAUCCUUGCCURCCACCCUCUCAUCCUUCCUUCCUUCUCUCUUUURUCCCUCCUUACCUCUCUCCCUCUUUCUCCUUCCAUCCUUCCAUCCUUCAUUUCCUCUUUCCUUCUUCUUUCCCUAUCUCCCUCUUUCUCCUUCCACCCUUCCCUUCUAACCUUUCAUCCUUCCUCCCUUCUCUCUUUCCUCCCCCUUUCCCUCUCUCCCUUUCUCCCUCUUUCUCCUUCCAUCCUUCCCUUCCUCCCUUUCAUCCUUCCUUCCUUCUCUCUUUCCUCCCCUCUCUUCCUUUUUCUCCUUCCAUCCUUCCUUUCCUCCCGUUUGUCCUUCCUUCCUUUUCUCUUCCUUUCCUCCUUCCCUUCCUUCCUUCCAUCACUGAGCACCCAAGUUAGAAAGUUUGCCCGUGCCUGAUGUAGGCCUUUUGCUUGGUGGUUAACUCAUCGCAAGAGCAAAGGGCCUGUUUUGUACCUUCCAGAGUGUUGUUUUCCCUUCCCUCAUUUUAAAAUAGUAUCUUUUCCCCAGAAAGAGAAACUAUUGGUGUGGAUAUGCAACAAAAUCCAGUCAACUUAUUCUUUGCUAAGGCAACUUUCAAAUGGUUGAUGUUCAUGAAUGGUUUGGAGUCUUCUUCAUGCAGUCCUGUUUCAGGAUCAAUACUGACUUGGGAGUAUCCUAGGAGAAAUGAUGGCUACCUUCUCCAUACUUCUGGUUCAGUACUAAUGGGAAGAUGAUAGGUUUGCCUAGAGAAGGUCUCAGCUUUCAUCCUUGGAAUCUCAAAUGGAAAAGAUUGGGUAGGAAAUGCUUGAGAACCAACCUAGGUAAACAAUAGCAAGGUCAACCAGGAACUAGUAGAAGAAAACUGAAGUGGCCUUUGUCACAUUGUAAUGCAAGUGCGCAUGUGCCGUGAACAUUUGCACACUGCUCUCUGAAUGCGAAAAGACUAUUGGCACAUGUUUGUAGAACCCAUCAACCUUCCAAGGUUGGCUGAGCUCAUCGAACAAGUCAGUAGGCCCCGUCAACGAACAAGCAAACCCUGCAGAUAGAAAAGUAGCAUGCCAGAGAGGUAUUUAGGAGUUAGUUUGGAAAGAUGUUGUGUUUAUGUACAUGUAUGUGUAUGUGUGUGCGUGCAGAGAAGUGUGUAUUCCACCCCAAGACAUGAGCAAACGCGAGUCAGAAAGAACAAUACAGUCAUCCCGGAACAUUUGCUAGGAUCAGGAGUAUAGUAUCACAUGAAAAUGCUGGUUUUUUCAAACUGAGAGAAUGCUUCACUUUCUCCCAACCCUCCUUCUUGGGAACUAGAAAUCCUGUCUGUCUUCUUUCUCUCAUAGUUUGAAGAAUUUAAGGUUCUCUGCUGGUUAGGGAAUGUCUGAAGGUGGUAUUUCAAGCUUCAGAUUGAUUUCAAUUUCCUGGCUAGGGAAUGUCUGACAUCUAGUGGCUGAAGGUGGUAUUUCAAGCUUGAUUUCAAUGUCCUUGUUAGGGAAUGUCUGACAUCUAGUGGCUGAAGGUGGUAUUUCAAACUUCAGAUUGAUUUCAAUUUCCUGGUUAGGAAAUGUGUCUGACACCUAGUGGCUGAAGGUGGUAUUUAAGGAUUCAGAUUGAUUUCCAUUUUCUGGUUAGGGAAUGUCUGACAUCUAGUGGCUGAAGGUGGUAUUUCAAACUUCAGAUUGAUUUCAAUUUCCUGGUUAGGAAAUGUGUCUGACACCUAGUGGCUGAAGGUGGUAUUUCAAGCUUCAGAUUUUCAAUUUUCUGGUUAGGGAAUGUCUGACAUCUAGUGGCUGAAGGUGAUAUUUCAAGCUUGAUUUCAAUUUCCUUGUUAGGGAAUGUCUGACACCUAGUGGCUGAAGGUGGUAUUUCAAGCUUCAGAUUGAUUUCAAUUUCCUCGUUAGGGAAUGUCUGACAUCUAGUGACUGAAGGUAGUAUUUCAAGCUUGAUUUCAAUUUCCUUGUUAGGGAAUGUCUGACAUCUAGUGGCUGAAGGUGGUAUUUCAAACUUCAGAUCGAUUCCAAUUUUCUGGUUAGGGAAUUUCUGACAUCUUGUGGCUUAAGGUGUUAUUUCAAGCUUCGGAUUGAUUUCAAUUUUUUAGUUAGGGAAUUUCUGGCACCUAGUGGCCGAAGGUAGUAUUUCAAGCUUCAGAUCGAUUUCAAUAUUCUGGUUAGGUAAUGUCUGACAUCUAGUAGCCGAAGGUGGUAUUUCAAGCUUCAGAUUGAUUUCAAUUUUCUGGUUAGGGAAUGUCUGACAUCUAGUGGCCGAAGGUGGUAUUUCAGGCUUCAGAUUGAUUUCAAUUUUUUGUUUAAGGAAUAUCUGACAUCUAGUGGCUGAAGGUAGUAUUUCAGGCUUCAGAUUGAUUUCAAUUUUCUGGUUAGGGAAUGUCUGACACCUAGUGGCUGCAGGUGGUAUUUCAGGCUUCAGAACAAUUUCAAUUUUCUAAAAUUAAUAGAAGUAUUUUAAACACGAAACAGUGUUGUAACACAAUGAUCCGGCCAAGUUUGUAUUGUCAUGCUGGAGAACUUAGGGAAAUCCGGACAUGUUGAAUAUCAGAAAAAAUGCAUUAGUCAUUGAUUAUGAUGGGUUAAUGAUCUCCUCCCUCCCUCCAACGAUCUCAAGCUUGGAUGGAUUUCCUCCUAAUUGUCACCUUAUCCUCACAACAGCUGAACGAGGUAGGCCAGACUGAGAGUGAGUGAGUGAGUUUCAUGACUGAGAGAGGAGAGUGUAUCCGGAUAUUUCAAAUUCCUUAAUCCAACUCUUAACCACUUCACUGUCUACUUCAAUGGUUACAGAUUUUGCCAUCACAUUAUGUCCCUCAAAGAGGACAAAAACAAUUAAUUUCCAGUUGAUACAAUGUCAAUUUCAGCAGAAGUCAACCAUUUGAAGUUUAUACUCGGCAGUGCCUCUUUGCCUUCCCACUCGUUGGGUGCAUUUUGCCAGCGGUUCAAAAUCACAUCAGAUUGACAUAAUGUGAAACGAAUGCAUAAAAGGACCUGUCUUGAGCCAUCCGAUCAUACAGGCCAAAAAAAAAAUAUCCAAUGCUUUAGUGAGAAUCUUCGGUUGUGUUGUGUUUGUGCGUUUGUGUGUGCGUGCGCAUUUUUUUAAAAAAAAGAUGCGAUGCAUUUUCCUUGUGAUGAAACAUUCAACGUGGAUUUAACUCGAUCAUUCAUCCUAUUAAUAUUAAUCUUUCGUAUUUAUUUUAGAUGGCCUUCCUUGUAUUUUCCAAAGGGAAGUUUGUGUCUGAGGAGUUAGUCUGUAUUCUUAAUAUAAUUUGUUAAAUAAACUAAAAGUUUUAACCUC
Anolis sagrei ordinatus is the source of this 6646-nucleotide messenger RNA. RefSeq names its product multivesicular body subunit 12B (gene MVB12B). The record is from RefSeq and is a predicted model, not a curated record. Gene Ontology annotation, biological process: viral budding; virus maturation; regulation of epidermal growth factor receptor signaling pathway. NCBI's taxonomy places the organism in Eukaryota, Metazoa, Chordata, Lepidosauria, Squamata, Anolidae. Gene Ontology annotation, cellular component: ESCRT I complex; late endosome.